AUGGAGGGUGCGCUGCGAACGCCGCGCCCCAGCGGCCCAAGUAUCCUGCGUACGCCCCAUACACCCGGAACGGGGAGUAGUGUGCGCUUUGGAACGCGUGAAUACGAAGACGGCGAAGAGAGCAUGCUGUCGGCAUCGCACUCGAGCGUCGCACCGAGCCAGCAAGGCGACCAAAGCACCAGCAUGCAGCUCGAGGACGUAUCGAGCAUCGAGACACAGCGGAUUGAAAUGGGAAAUGAGAGCGUGAACUCGGAACUAAGCUUCUCGGAGAGCUUCCUCAAGCGCGAGGUCGGCGUCGCCCUCGAGGGUCUGCGCCAGAGCGUGUCGGCCCCAGCCGACGUCCUGCCCCAGACGCCGGGCCGUGGGCACGAGGCGAGUGCCCAGAUGCAAAGUCAGGGUGCGGACGACGAGAGUGCGCCGAAUACCGUGCGUGCACCGCGCAUUGCCGCCGCACCGCAGGUGGACUCGCCAGAGAGCUCACCGCGGCGGCCGAUGCGUGCCGUGUCGACGUCGCCGGCAACGUCGCCUGCCAAACCUGCGUUUGCGGCGCCGAGCGUGCCAGAAGAGCACGAAAAGCCCAGCGAGCCAGAGUCGACGACGCCGCUUACGUCGCCGUCCAAGACACUGCGUUCGUCGCAAAGAGAGUCGACGUCGCCGCUCUCUUCUCCGACGGUGCGUGGCCAAGCGAGUGCGGACGACAGCGCGUCGGCUACGGUGCGUGUUCCUGUGCAAGAGGACGCCGACGAGGCCGAUGCUCAUGCUGGGGGCGACGCCGUCGUCGAAGCGGCCGAACCUGUCGUGGCCGACAAGACGGAAGGACCUGCCGAGGCGCCGGUCGGGGCGCCUGUCGAGGAACUCGACAAAGCACCUGCCAAUGUGCCCGAAGCCGAAAACAGUACAGUGGCCGAGCCUGUUGAAAAUGCCCCUGCUCGCGACGCCAUUUCCAGAUACCCUGCCGAGACGCCUACAGAAACCGAGACCACGGAGCAUGCAGCCGAGCCACUUGCGGCCGACACGUCCGAGGAUGCGUUGCCGCGCCCCCCUCGCAAUGUGCUGCGCCUCUCGCGGUCCUCGUCGCAGUCCCCCGCCUCGCAGCUGCCGAUCCCCGCUGCACAUACGCCCAAGACGCCGUCGGGGCUGAGCACGUCGCUGCGCCGCAGCCGCGCGACGCCCGGCAGCUCGAGCUUUGCGUCGAGCCUUGCGUCGUGGGCGACGCCGCGCACAGAGGCGAGUGCCGCCCAGUCCCCCUCGUCGCGCCGCAGUCCGUCGAGUCCCGGCAACUGGCCAGGGAUGCACGAGCUGAGCUACCUGUCCGACAAAGAGGAGCUGGACGAGGACGAUGCCGGUGCGCUUGUCCCCUUUGCCGUCGAGGAGCUCUCGAGCAAGCUCUUUGCAAUCGACCGCCUCGGCAAUGUCGAUGCGCGCGAGCUCUUCGAGAUGGUCGCGCAGCUCGAUCGGACCCAUACGGAGCGGACCAUUUUCCUGCAGCACCGCCUUGCGCGUGCGCACCGCCUGAACCAAGUGCUGCGUGCGAGUCUCGCGCAGUCGCAGGAAAAGACGCGGACGUUUGAGGCGCAUGUGCACGAUCUCAUGGAGCACAAGGCCGACUCGACGACGCAUGCGCAUGCCGAGCUGCAAAGGCUCUCGGAAGAGCUCGAGGAGCGCCUGCGCGUGCUCCCCAGCCACGGCCCCCUUGCUAUCGCGCCCGCCGACCCCCUCGAGGCCGAGCGGCAUGCGCUGGACGAGGAGCGCGCGCAGCUUGCGAUGGAGCGCCGCGAUCUCGAGAUCCGCCUCGCAUCCAUGCCAAGCACCGAUGACGAGCUUGUCUCGCGCAAAGAGAUGGAGCAGCGCAUCGCCCAGGCCAUCGAGCUCACGCGCGACUCGUGCAUGCGCGAUGCGGACGUGCGCGUCGCCCAAGUCCGUGAGGAGCUCGCGCAGGAUGCGGCGCCCCACGAGGAGCUCGCGUCGCUGCGUGCGCAGCUUGCCGAGCUGCAGACCGCGCCGCAGCACGAGCGCGAGCAGUUCCUUGCAGAAGAGGUCGAGACGCUCCGUGCCCAGCUCGAGGACGCACAAGUCGAUCAGCGCGAAGAGCACCUCGCGAACCUCGAGCAGUACCUCGACGAGCUCGAGGCGACGAUGACCGCCGAGCAAGAGAGCCACCGCGACCGCGAGCUCGAGAUGGCCGAGCUCCAAGCGCGCCUCGAGGCGCGGAUCGACGAGCUCGAGAUGCAGGUGCACCACAGCGCCGAUGCAGUGCUCAAGCUCUCGACCGCGAAGCAAGAAGCCGAGGCCGAGCUCACUGCUGCGCUGCACCAGCAGCGCAAGCGGAUCAGCGAGCUGGAGCACGACGUGGCGCACCGCGGCCUCGAGCUGGUGCGCCUCGAGAAGCAAAAAGAGCAGGUGGCCAAAGAGGCGCUGCACUUUUCCCUUGCCCUGUCCGCCAAAGAACAAGAGGUCCAGAUGCUGAAGCGCGGCACGCAGGACACGCCUGCCUACUGGAAGCUCUUGGCGCAGCGCAGCGGCCCCGAGCGCAAGCCGCUGCAGCCCGUCUCGACGAACGCGCGGCGUGUAUCGAGCGAGGCGGCGAAGCGCAUGCUCCAGGAAAAGCGCCACGCCGCGUCUACGCCGAACCAGACCCACAGCGCAAGCCGCGACUAUGCCAAGAGCACCUCGGCCCCGUCGCAGAGCGCCCCCCUCGACGACCUCUCCACCUCCACGAUCCAGAGCGUGGAUGCGUCUUAUAGGCCGGUCCUUGCCGAAUAA
Molecule: messenger RNA, 2763 nt
Organism: Malassezia japonica
Lineage: Eukaryota; Fungi; Basidiomycota; Malasseziomycetes; Malasseziales; Malasseziaceae
Exons: 1
Coding region: 1-2763 (920 amino acids)
Source: RefSeq, a predicted model, not a curated record